AUGACAUAUAGUCCAUGUACUAUUUUUUAUAUGAAUAGAAACCGAUGUUGUAUUUCUUCAGCCAGCGAAAGCCGAACCCUUGAGAAGAACAAUAUUAUUGUGAUUCACAUGCUUAAUUUGGCUAGUCUUUUUCUUUUUUUUUGGUACAAAGAAAGAGGCUAAUUAGGUUAGUCUAUUUAGUUGCAUAUAAAUAGAAGGGUUUCUUCCUCAGCUUUCAACACAAAGAGCCUGAGGGUAUACCAACCAACCAAAAUAAAACCCUUAUUCAUAGUAAGUUACAAUUUCCUUCCUUUUAGUCAAUGAAAAUGCUAAAUCCUCAAAUUGUUCCUCAUCCUUCACAAAAAGCCUUAUUUUCCUUGCAAAAGCCAUUCCUCUCAGGAAAUGGUAACAUCAACGGAACUAUUACCUGUUCGUCUUCCUCUUCUUCUUCUUCGUCUAAUUCCUAUGGUUUUCGACGAAAAUCCACUUCACUUGAAAGGAACGUAACGGCUAACAGUAAAAGUGGCAGCAAUGGCCGCCGGCGGGAUGCUACAAGAAGCUUAAAGGCGGUGUUCGAGACUGAGGCAGCCGCCGUUUCCACCACCACCGAGAAGAGUACUCGGGUUAAGGCGGUUGUCUUAGUUAAACCAUUCAGCUCCGGACUAACCGACGGGCUGAUGAAAGGAUUGGAUGUUCUAACCGACGUGUUCGUAGGAGGUGUACAUUUAGAACUUGUUGCUGCUGAACUUGACCCUACUAAUGGGGACGAGAAGCCGACGCUUAGGGGUGUUGGGAAACUAUGCAUAAAUACGAAAGAGGAGAUGGUUUAUGAAGCGGAUUUCAACAUUUCUGACGAAUUUGGAGAAGUCGGAGCAAUAUUAGUGGAGAAUGAGCACCAUUCAGAAAUGUUCAUCAAAGAAAUAGUCUUGGAUGGCUUCUUAUCUGAUGGUCCUCUUACUUUUAGCUGUGAGUCUUGGGUUUCUCCCAAUUUUGACACUCAAGAUAAAAGAAUUUUCUUCAGCACCAAGUCAUAUUUACCAUCAAAAACACCAAGUGGACUGAAGAAAUACAGGAAAAAAGAGCUAGAAAAUAAAAGAGGAGAUGGAACCGGACAACGAAAGAGGUCGGACAGAAUUUAUGACUAUGAUGUGUACAAUGAUCUUGGAGACCCUGAUCACAAUCCUGAUUUCGCUAGGCCAGUUCUUGGUGGUAAUAAAGAAUACCCUUAUCCAAGACGUUGCAGAACUGGUCGCCAUAAAUCCAAAAGAGAUCCAUUAAGUGAAUCAAGAGGUGAUAACUUCAUUGUGGACUUGCUUGACGGCGAUUUGUUUGAGGGCUUUUACGUCCCAAGAGAUGAACGAUUCUCCCAAGCGAAGGAAUCAACGUUUAAUAACAACACAGCCUUCUCGGCAUUGCAUUUGGUAGCGCCAACGUUUGAGGGUGUUAUUCACAACAGGGCUGAGGCAUUUCCCUAUUUUACCGAAAUCGAUUCCCUUUUCAAUGAAGGGAUUCACAUCCCUAAGGUCAAUCGGAAUCUUUUCGACAUUAUUCCGAAUCUUCUUAAAGCUGUAGCUGACACCGGAAAUCAUCUCUUGCUUUACGCGACUCCUAAAUUUGUUAACAGCGAUAAAUUUGGAUGGCUGAGGGAUGUUGAAUUUGCUCGUCAAACCCUAGCAGGUGUAAAUCCAUGUUGCAUAGAGUUAGUUAAGGAGUGGCCGUUGAAGAGCAAACUAGAUCCAGAGGUGUAUGGGCCUGCGGAAUCAGCCAUCACAACCGAGAUCGUUGAGCAACAAAUUAAAGGUGUAAUGACGGUUGAAGAGGCCUUGAAGCAAAAGAAGCUGUUCAUGUUAGACUAUCAUGACAUACUAUUACCAUUUGUGGAGAGAGUAAGAAAACAAAAAGGGACAACGCUUUAUGGAUCAAGGACACUAUUUUUCCUGACCCCUGAAAACACAUUGACCCCUUUGGCCAUUGAACUUGUUUGCCCUCCAAUUGAUGGAAACCCUCAAUACAAAGAAGUUUUCACGCCGGCCGGUUGGAGUUCAACUGAUUUGUGGUUGUGGAAGCUUGCUAGAGCUCAUGUCCUUGCUCAUGACUCUGGUAUUCACCAAUUAGUUAGUCACUGGGUGAGGACUCAUUGCUGCACAGAACCCUACAUUAUCGCGAGCCACCGCCAACUUAGCGAAAUGCAUCCAAUCUAUCGACUGUUGCACCCUCACUUUCGAUACACAAUGGAGAUCAAUGCUUUAGCUCGUGAAAAGCUCAUUAAUGCGGGCGGCAUCAUUGAAGGUGCUUUUUCGCCAUUCAAGCAUUCUAUGGAGAUCAGUUCAGUUGCUUAUGACAAGCUGUGGCAAUUUGACCUCCAAGCACUACCAGCAGAUCUAAUUCACAGGUAAUACAGGACUUUAUUUAUGACGACUUCUAAUCAGAUAAUAUUGGUAACUUAACAGCUAAUGAUGUGAUGUUACAUUAUUUUAAUUGAAGGUAUCAGUGAACUAUUAGGGAAUGACAAAAUCGGAAUGAUAUUUGAGAUCUUGCUUUCUUUGAUAAGGAAAUUUUGAUGUUCUUUUCAUUCACUCUUAAACUGCUAAAGCUAUCAAAAAAGAAAAAAGAAAGCUCUAAAUGAAUACAUAAAGGAUUGCUUUUCUAUUUCUUCCUCUUUGAAUCUGUACAUUAUUUUGGGAAACUUAAUGGACAUUACCAUUCGGUUUUGGUAUGCAGGGGAAUGGCAGAGCCAGAUCCUACUGAUACAAACAAAUUAAAGCUAACAAUCGAAGAUUACCCUUAUGCAAAUGAUGGAUUGCUCCUUUGGGAUUACAUCAAAGAGUGGGUGACAGCUUAUGUCAGUCAUUACUAUCCUGGAGCAGAAUCCGUACAAUCUGAUGAGGAACUUCAAACCUGGUGGACCGAAAUUCGAACAGUUGGACACGGUGAUAAGAAAGAUGAGCCCUGGUGGCCUGUCCUGAACAGCCCUGAUGAUCUUAUAGGAAUCUUGACAACCAUCAUUUGGGUCACUUCAGGACACCAUGCUGCUGUAAACUUCGGCCAAUACGACUUCGCGGGGUACUUUCCAAACAGGCCAACCAUAGCAAGAACCACUAUGCCAACUGAAAGUGCAAGUGAAGAAAGAAUGGAACAGUUCAUGAAGCGGCCCGAGGCCGAGCUCUUGGCUUGCUUCCCUUCACAAUAUCAGGCAUGUCUUGUCAUGACAGUUCUUCACAUUUUGUCAUCUCAUUCACCUGAUGAGGAAUACCUUGGAGACAUAAUUGAGCCUUCUUGGGUAACGGAUCCGGUCAUAAAAGCCGCAUUCGAUAAAUUCCAAGGCCAAUUGAAGGAGCUUGAAGCUGAAAUUGACAGAAGAAAUCACGAUAAGAACCUCAGGAACAGGAAUGGUGCUGGUGUGGUGCCUUAUGAGCUUCUAAAACCAUUUUCUGAGCAAGGAGUAACGUCGAAAGGAGUUCCAUACAGCAUCUCCAUCUGAAUUUAUUACGUAGAUAUCAAAAAUUUGUUACAAAUUCAUGAAGGCCAAAAAUUGAUCCCUUUUACUAAAUGGAAAAUUCCGUUAUUUGAGGGAGGUAAUCUGUAUAUAUACAAUAAGUAUUGCUACUUCUAAGU
This is a messenger RNA of Oldenlandia corymbosa var. corymbosa, 3594 nucleotides long. NCBI's taxonomy places the organism in Eukaryota, Viridiplantae, Streptophyta, Magnoliopsida, Gentianales, Rubiaceae. The record is from the annotation of a GenBank genome assembly.